UCCAGGGCCGUUAAGGUUUCGGCACUGGAGAUACUUCAUCCAUAGUACCUGCAUGACGUUAGACGGCUUACUGAUGUAGAAGUCACCCUCAAGUUUUACACGAUAACUACGACCUGUAACUGAACCCGAGGAUAGAGCUGGGCGAUAAUCGCUAAUAAUACCAGUAACAUCAAAACUCUAGGCAUUCUCAGCUAUUAUCCACCAAACAGAGCGGAGACAUGCCGUCGUCCGCUCAGUCGCAUGCCAGAUCGCAUGCCCUCCUGCUACUGCAGAAACUGCUCAAUCUGCGGGAUAGCGCCAGCCCGCUAACUCUGGUCCUCGACACCCUUGAGCAGAGCGCGAAGCCCCUGAUCCGCGAGUUCUUGAGCAGAGCUAAGGCAACCAAAAGCAAAACCAUCUUCCUCUCAUUCUCCACCCUCAAAAAGCCCGCCGACGUCGACAUAUUCAUCAAGGCGCGGGGCAAAUCCCCCGAGACGCUCCGGGCCGAACUAACAUCGCACUACCCAUCGGGCACCGCCGGCCACGCGCACAAAGUUCUCGUCGUAAUCGACGCUUUGAACCCGCUCGCGCAGACCAUCCCCUCUUCCCUAUCCCUCUUCCUCUCCAGCCUCGUCACGCCCCUCGUCUCCCUCGUCGGCGUCUACCACGCCGACGUCCCGCUCGUGCUCCCCCCUCCUGCUUCUAGUGGUAGUGUUAGCCCGUAUAACGAGUACGAGCCGCACCCCCUGACCACCCUGAGCCACCUCGCCACCGCCGUCCUGCGCGUCGGCUCUUUGUACCAGGCCGUCGAGCGCCGGCGCGCCGAGAACCGGAGCUUGCCGGCGCCGGAGUGGGGGCUGGCCGAGGGGCGCGAGGGCGUGCUGAUCGGGCUUGGGAGAGGCGGCGGUAGGAAUGGAAGCGGAAGCGCAGACGGGGACGGGUUCGUGCUAGAGAUGGAGAUGCGGCGGCGGAGCGGGCGUUCCGUGGCCGAGAAGUUCGUUCUGGUGCCGCGGGCGGUGCAGGUCUCAGUGCCGGCACAGAAUGCGAACGGGAACAGUAGAGGAGGGAAGAUCGAGGCGUCGAGGCUGUAUCUCCUGUCCGAUCACCCCGCGUUCCGGGAUCCGGGCGAUGAUGAUCAAGGGGGCGCGGAGGGCGAGGGAGAGGAGAUGGAGACUACGUUUAACCUCGGGCUGACGGAGAAGCAGAGGAGAGACAGGGAGGGAAUAGUGCUGCCAUACUUUGACGCCCAGAAAGACAUCGGGGCGGGCGAGGGAGGUAGGAUAUUGUAUGAGAUGGGGCGGGAGGACGAUUUCGACGACGAGGAAGACGAAAUAUAACGUAUGUAAGAGAAAAUAAAAUAAAAACAGUACCGCCGCUUUUCGGCACUUCCCAAAA
Annulohypoxylon truncatum is the source of this 1374-nucleotide messenger RNA. RefSeq names its product histone acetylation protein 2. The transcript has 2 exons. The coding region runs from base 219 to 1316 and encodes 365 amino acids. Gene Ontology annotation, biological process: tRNA wobble uridine modification. NCBI's taxonomy places the organism in Eukaryota, Fungi, Ascomycota, Sordariomycetes, Xylariales, Hypoxylaceae. Gene Ontology annotation, cellular component: nucleus; elongator holoenzyme complex; cytosol. Gene Ontology annotation, molecular function: tRNA binding. The record is from RefSeq and is a predicted model, not a curated record.